This is a messenger RNA of Scomber japonicus (chub mackerel), 2073 nucleotides long. It is a transcript of the gene trnau1apb, whose product is annotated as tRNA selenocysteine 1 associated protein 1b. Lineage: Eukaryota; Metazoa; Chordata; Actinopteri; Scombriformes; Scombridae. The coding region runs from base 100 to 1116 and encodes 338 amino acids. The transcript has 9 exons. The record is from RefSeq and is a predicted model, not a curated record. Gene Ontology annotation, molecular function: RNA binding.
CCCAGGAAGAGGAACUGCAGGUAGACUAGUGUAGCGUGAACGUUUGGGGGAACUUUUAACGUUGUAAAAAACAGUUUGGUUCAGAGCCUCGCCUUCAAUAUGUUCAACAGACAGACGAGCCUGUGGAUGGGUGAUUUGGACCCAUACAUGGAUGAGAACUUCAUUAAACAGGCUUUCAGCGCUAUGGGAGAAUCACCGUUUGGAGUCAAGAUCAUCACUCACAGGAUAACAGGGGGUUCAGCAGGAUACUGCUUCGUGGAGCUGGCAGAUGAAGCAAGUGUCGACCGCUGCGUCCAAAGACUCAACGGGAAACUGGUCCCUGGAUCAAACCCGCCCCGGAAGUUUAAACUAAACUAUGCCACCUAUGGGAAACGGCCAGAAGCAGGGCCGGAGUUCUCAGUGUUUGUGGGCGACUUGGCCUCUGAGGUGGACGACUUCCAGCUGCACCAGGUUUUUAAGAAGUACCCCUCCUGCAAGGGAGCCAAAGUAGUCACUGACCAGUAUGGAUACUCCAGAGGCUACGGCUUUGUUAAGUUUGGAGAGGAGAGCGAGCAAAAGAAGGCCAUCGAGGAGUGCCAGGGUACGAUGCUUGGGGGGAAACCGCUCAGACUCAGUAUCGCUGUGGCAAAGAGUCAGAAGAUGAGCAACUAUCAUGGGAGCCAGGGCCAGAAUUACCAUGGCAACUACAACCAGUCCCAGUCCAAUUACUAUGGCAGUAACAGCAGCGCAGGACAGGGGGGUUACUACUCUCAGUGGGGGGGCUAUGACCAGUACAGCGGCUACAACAGCAGCGGCUACAACACUGGAUAUAAUAGUGGAUACGGGACUGGCUACAACUACAACUAUGGGCCAUACGGAUACCCUCCACCAGGUCAUGCCAUGCCACCACCUCCCAUGGGGAUGCCACCUACUGACAUGACAGGAGCCGUAGAGCAGAGCCAUGAAGAAACUGAGGAUAUCGAUGAGGAAAAUGCGGAAGAGCCCCUCCCUGAAUGUGAUGUGGACCAGUGGAACAAAGAUUUUAUGCAACGCAGCGAGGAACUCUAUGACGCCAUGAUGAGCAGUCACUGGGAGCCCCUGGACUCUGUUAACUCCCCCAUCCCCUCACUCUCUUGAUAAUUUAGUCUCUUCGGAUCCCUCCCUGAAUUUUAAAUAUAACUUUUUUUAUGAUUUUCGUACCCCUGCCAUCAUCUAAAGCUACACUGAGACCUUAAAAAGCCCCACUUCAUUUCAGCGUCUCAGUACUUCUCCCAGCCUGAUGAAAGACUGUACAUAUAGAUUUACUGUUCAUCUUCAAAGUACAUACACACAUUCACUUGAUUUUAAUGUUUACCAUGUUGGUAAUAUUCAGAAAGUUGGACAAUAAGCAGUGAAAUUAGUAUGUUGUCCAUACUGUGUAGUAUGCACUCAUCUGUACACCACAGAGGGGGGAGAGCUAUGAGUCGAGGGAAAGAGUGCAGAGGUUUGUGCCCUCUGUGCUGUUCACAGCAGCUGUAGCAUUAAAUCGAACAAGGUCUUCUCAAAAUGUCAUGUCAUGUAUGGUUUCAAUAAUUCACCAUUUGAAGAUGUCACUGAGGAAGAAACUUCACUUGAGUUUUGGUCCUGUUGAUCCAUGUUGAGAUGGACACACCAGCAAAAAUGAACCACAUCCACUGAAUAUGGCCCUGAUCGUUUAGGAGGAGAUGGAAGAGACCGUCUUCUGAAGACAAAACUAUGCCUUUUGUUGUCAUUCGCCAUCUACGUCCUCUGAGUCCAGGAUGAUUAUUAGAUAUUCUUUGUAUAUCAUUGUCUUGUUCUUCUUUUUUUUUUUUUUGUAUGAAGGAAAUUUUUGAGUAAAUACCUUUCUCUUCCAUUUUUUUUUUAAUUUUCAUGAUGGAUUUAAUGAGCAUUAUCUGUGUGGGGAGUGUUCAGUAUGAUGACGCUGUGAGACUCUACGUCAUGAUUGUGUGAGGUUGACUGCUGAAUUUGUCGUAUCAGAGGUUGAAGCAGCACUUAUUCUUUGCUGUUUUGAUGGCUGAUAUUUUGUAUAUAUUUUCUUUCUGGAGAUGUUUUAUCAAUAAAACAAAUUUAGGA